AUGAAGCACGCGACAGAUCGACCUAUACUAGAUGGUGUGGAAACUUUGACUGGGGUAUUUGUAUUUGCAGCUACGAGCAAGCCACAACUAAUUGAUGCUGCGCUCUUGCGGCCUGGAAGGUUUGAUCGUCUAGUCUUUUGUGAUUUUCCUCGAUGGGAUGAACGUUUGGAAAUUUUGAAGGUGCAUUCUAGGACGGUUUCACUGGCAAGUGAUGCCAGUCUGGAAGAUGUUGCUUCUCUGACCGAAGGAUUUACUGGUGCUGAUCUCGCCGCUAUUCUAACAGAUGCUGGGUUGGCAGCAGUUCAUGAACUUUUGGACAACCAGGGUAACGGGGUCCCAGAAAGCGAACCGUGCAUCAGCAAAGAACUUCUCAUGUCUGUUGCUAGGAAGGCUAGACCUUCUACACCUGCAGAUGAGAAGCGGCGGUAUGAUAAGGAGUUUGGUGAAUUUGUAUCAUCCAGGAAGUCUAUUUCCACAAAGGCAAGAGAGUCGAAAGGCAAAAAGGUCACACUAGCUUGAGUCUCUCCAACACAUCAGCGUGUUGCGAAAUCGAUCAGAUGCUUGUCCAGGUUACUCUUAUCUUAUGUUCAAUGGUACAACAGAAGAUUGCUAAGCACCAUGGCUGUGAAGCAGGAGCCAUUGAAGGAAUCCAUGGCCGAAGGUGCUCCGACCAGAUGUUGAUAGCAUUGUCACAAUUUUUUUUUUUUUUGCGACGGGGUUAGUAUAGUAAAUAGAAAUGCUAACAGAAAACAUACAUGCUAAUCCUUGGCUCGUCUGUAAAGGAUGCUGUGAUACAGAGCCUUGGAAAUAUUGUUUCUGUACGGGUGGAGCUGAUUGAUUCAGGAAUUUUAGCUGUUCUCCGAAUUGGCGAUUGGUCUAGUUACAUGUGCUCAGGGUGGGGCUUUUACCAUGGCCCUCUCUAGCCACGGGAUAAGGAUGUGCAACGGUUGAGAGUUGAUUGGGGGAAUAAGCACCACUUAGCUCUGCUGAAUAAGCACCAGUUUUGUUGACAUUGUAAUGAUUUUUUAAUAGCAGCACUGGUUGGUGAGUUAGCAGGAA
Messenger RNA from Panicum virgatum (switchgrass), 1059 nucleotides. RefSeq names its product peroxisome biogenesis protein 1-like. Gene Ontology annotation, biological process: protein import into peroxisome matrix. Gene Ontology annotation, molecular function: ATP hydrolysis activity; ATP binding. The coding region runs from base 1 to 519 and encodes 172 amino acids. Gene Ontology annotation, cellular component: cytosol; peroxisomal membrane. The transcript has 6 exons. The record is from RefSeq and is a predicted model, not a curated record. Lineage: Eukaryota; Viridiplantae; Streptophyta; Magnoliopsida; Poales; Poaceae.